AAUCCUCUGUUCAUCUUCAUGAGCCUUCUUCAGUGAAAUGAAAACUUCCGUCCCUCUGUUCCUCUUCUCAUUUUUCUUCACAAUCGUGUGGUUUGAUCUCCAGCUCUGUUUCAGCAAUGACGCCAACGAGGAAUUUAAAGCUUGCGCGGUGUACUACAACUGCGGAGAUUUGGUUAACAUCUCGUAUCUGUUCUGGGGGAAUGAGCGGCAGGAGUUUUGCGGUCGGCGAGAAUUUGAGCUCAAUUGCAAAGACAAUAAAACCACUACGAUUCAAAUCAAUUCUAUGGAAUAUAACGUUGUGAGCAUCAGCCAAUCGGAUCAUAGAAUGAGGAUAGCAAGAUCAGACCUCUUCGAUGAUUACUGCCCUAAAAACCAAAUCAAAACGGCAACGUUGGAUCAUAAUCUGUUCAAGUAUUCUUCGAACAAUCUGAAUCUCUAUGUCUGGUAUGAUUGUCCGGCGCUAGAGGGAAUCCCGCGGGAUUUCAGAUUUGAGUGCGGUUGGGAAGAGGAAAGUAGCGGGAGAGCGAAUUAUGCUUUGGAGAAGAAGGAUGCAAUGAAUUGGAGUAGAAACAUGAGCGAUUGUAGAAUGAAAAUCGAAGUUAUAAUUAUAAAAGAUGUAUUGAAAGCAGGAGAAACGAACAGAACGGUGGUGGUGGAAAAUGGAGUGAAAGAAGGGUUUGAAGUGGAAAACGGGGAUUUGUAUACCAUAGCGUGCGAGGGAUGCAAGGAAUACGGCGGCGCGUGUAGUGGAAACGCGACUCAAGAGUUUCUCUGCAUUUGUGGAAGUGGAGAUGUAAAUCCUUACGUUUGCAAAGGAGCCCCUCCUCCUGCAACACCAGCAAAUGUUAUAUGGAUAGAGCCCACCACAGAAUCACCAUAUAACAAUGACAGAAGGAAGCCGGCCAUUAUAGGAGCAAUAUCUUCAGGAGGCUUCAUUUUAAUAAUCUUCAUUAUCAUCUUCAUCUAUUGCAAGAGAAAAAGAAUCUCAAAUAAAGACAAAAUUGAGGAAAUUAUUAGGAGAUAUUUUACACAAACGCCUAUGCGUUACAGUUACUCCAAGUUAAUGAAAAUCACAGACUCCUUCAAGAACAAGCUUGGCCAAGGAGGAUUUAGCACUGUCUACAAAGGAAGCCUACCAAGUGGAUGUGAUGUGGCUGUCAAACUUUUGAAACAAUCCAGACAAGAAAAUGGCCAAGAUUUUAUUAAUGAAGUUGUUAGCAUAGCAAAAACUUCACACAUAAACAUAGUCACACUUUUAGGUUUAUGCUACGAACAAAACAAAAGGGCUUUGGUUUAUGAAUAUAUGCCUAAAGGCUCAUUAGAUAAGUACAUAUCCCACAACAGGCUGCAAGAAAAUGAUAUGAAGUUGGAUUGUAACACACUCUAUAGCAUUGUUAUUGGAGUGGCACGAGGCUUAGAAUACUUGCAUUGCGGUUGCAACACAAGGAUUUUACAUUUUGACAUCAAACCACACAACAUUCUUUUGGAUAGUGACUUUUGUCCCAAGAUUUCGGACUUUGGACUUGCCAAGCAAUGCGAGGCCAAAAAAAGUCAUGUGUCGAUGACAGGCGUGAAAGGAACGGUAGGAUUCAUUGCACCUGAAGUAAUAUUCAAGAAUUUUGGUAAGAUUUCUCACAAAUCUGAUGUUUAUAGCUAUGGAAUGUUGGUUCUUGAAAUGGUGGGAGCAAGAAAGAAUUCCAAUGAUGGAGUGGAACAAAAGAGUGAAGAGUAUUUUCCUGAUUGGAUAUAUAACAAACUAAGACAAAGUGAAAUAGAUGGAGGAUGCUGGUGGGGAAACACAAAGGAAGAAGAAGAAAUGACAAGAAAAAUGAUAAUUGUAGGGCUGCAUUGUAUUCAGACAUUGCCCGACGACAGGCCAUCGAUGACCAAUGUGGUUGUGAUGUUGGAAGGCAAUGUUGAUGCUUUACAGAUUCCACCAAAACCCGACUUGUUCGGUCCUCCAGCCUUUGAGCAGCCUCAACCUUCUUCUUCUUCAUCAACUAAAUCCAUAAUGAUAGUUUGAUACUCUAGCAGAGAAGCAUCACAACACCAAUCAUAUUUACCUCAAAUGAAGACUCUCAGAUUUCAUUUCUUUUUAUCCUUUUGAGUAAUCAAUUGAGUAAUUCAAACAUGUAUAUGAUUCGAUGACAUUCAGAAAACAUAUUUAUAGGAGAAAAUUUU
Benincasa hispida (wax gourd) is the source of this 2181-nucleotide messenger RNA. NCBI's taxonomy places the organism in Eukaryota, Viridiplantae, Streptophyta, Magnoliopsida, Cucurbitales, Cucurbitaceae. The record is from RefSeq and is a predicted model, not a curated record.